Prorocentrum cordatum is the source of this 837-nucleotide messenger RNA. Lineage: Eukaryota; Dinophyceae; Prorocentrales; Prorocentraceae. The record is from the annotation of a GenBank genome assembly.
CUCCAAUACUCCUCUCCCUCCUUCUGCGGGUUCUCACCCAGGCCCGUAGCCAUCUGGCUGUCGAGCCGUUCUGGCCCCUCGGCGCGCGCACCGCCCCUCGCGCCGACGGGGGGCACCGAUGGACGCCCAGCUGCACCGCGGGCCCCCGAACAGGCCGCUGCUGCGCGUCUUCGUUCCUGCGCUGUGCUCCCUGCUGGCGGCAGCGCUCCUGACCGGCCUGGUGGUCCCCGAGCUCAGCGGCGCGCCCUUCCUGCAGACGAGCAUGGCGUGGGUCCGGCUGCUGGCGCGGCCGCGGCGGGAGGAGCUCGGCCAGACCUUGGGCUCCGAGGCCGCGCCGCCCCGCAGCGGAGGCGGCCGCCGCGGUGCGCGGCGGCGGAGCGCCCCGCGGGCGGCCCCCGAGGCGCUGCUGCGUGGCCACCGCCGGGCGCUGCGCGACACGCCGCCGGCCGCCGCCGAGCGGCGCGGCAGGCCCACCGCCGGGUGAGGCCCGCCCCGCCGCGCGUGAGGCAGGCGCCUCGGCGGUGCGGCCCGCGCCGGCCUCUGGCCCUUCUGUGCUUCGUGUCUGUUGGAUCUGCUUGUGCAUCCCGGGGUCCUCGAGAUCAAACGAGCCCCUCAACCCAAGAGCACGAUGCAGACGUAGCCUGACUUAUCGGUCCCCGCGUUCGCGUGAGAGAUGAACUUCAGCCGUCUCCGUAAAACGCCAGUUUCUUGAUGAAGCUGGGGUGCCCGUUGAGAUUCACAAGUUCAUCCCACUGGUGUACUUGCACGUUGUAAUGUUCUCUGCGAGAGUUUGCCCCUGGAUGCAGCUAAUGCACACUGUCAGGGACACGAGGCGUU